AUGGACGCAUCGAAAUCCCCAUUCCUCCAGGCACUCAAGGGGAAGACCCUGGCCCGCAAGGACAAGACCACCAUCGAAGGGGCCAAACUUCUCGAGUCGAAAGAAUUCAUCGUGGUCUACAUUGGUGCCUCAUUCCUCUCCGGUGUUGGCAAGCGGAAUGUGGAGAAUUUGAAGAACUUCUACGAGGCGCGAAAGGGCGAAGGGGUCGAGGUGAUCUACCUCUCCCAGGACAACAACAACAAGGAUUUCGAGAAGCACAUUCAAGAGGCACAGCCCAAUUGGCUCGCUGUACCGCCAAACACUAAGGAGAAUGACGAGCUGAUGAAGGCCCUCGAGAAUCCCUCCAAGCCGCACGUGAUCGCCUUCAACAAGAUUGGAAUCAUGUGUCGGCGUACUACUGGCACUAAGGACCUCGACUCAAAGGGCAUCCUCGAGAAAUGGCGCAACAAGAAGGAGAACUCCCCCAAGAAGAGCAACCAGGUGCCGAGCCAGGAAUCGAAAGACUCUGAGGAGAAGCCG
Molecule: messenger RNA, 519 nt
Organism: Mesorhabditis spiculigera
Lineage: Eukaryota; Metazoa; Nematoda; Chromadorea; Rhabditida; Rhabditidae
Source: the annotation of a GenBank genome assembly